AUGUCUCACCUCCUCUGUGCCUUACUGUCCUUGCUUUCCUUUGCUGCUCUACUGGAAAGUGCCCAGUGGAAACUGCAGGAAAAUGUGUUUGUCAUAGAAUCCCAGUGGGACACCGAGGCCCCGGCCACCAACGUGGAGCUCACCUGUGACACCUCAGAGGAAGGAGUUUACUGGGAAAAGGACUCGGAAUGGAAACAAGAAGGGAAGACUCUGAGGGCUGCAGUGAAGGAAUUCCCUGAUGCUGGAAACUACACCUGCCUGAGCCAGCAGAGCCACCAGGUGCUGAGCUCCCACCUCCUCCUCAUUGCCAAAAUCAACUCCCAGGGCCACAUGGUGAGGUGGAUCCUCAAAAGUUUUGAAGAGUCCAAUAAGACAUUUCUGAAGUGUGAGGCAAAGAACUACUCUGGAAUUUUCACGUGUUCCUGGAUGACAGAAAAUACGAGCCCAAAUGUGAAGUUCACCAUCAGAAGCCUGCAAGGCCCCCAGGCUGGCGUGUCCUGCAGCAGCCCCGUGGCUGUCACCGAGGGGGCCCUGACCACCUUCACAGCGCAGUGCCAGCAGCACAACUUCUGUCCCUUCGCUGAGGAGCUCCAGCCCAUCGACAUCUUCCUGGAGGCCAUUGACGUGGUGGAGUACGAGAACUACACCUGCAGCUUCUUCAUCAGGGACAUCCUAAAGCCUGACCCUCCCCAGUGUCAGUACGUGGCCACCAAUGGAACAGUGACCUGGACAUAUCCCAGAACCUGGAGCACCCCAAACUCCUACUUCCCUUUGACUUUCAAGGUCAAAGUUAAAAGACAAGCAAAGAAACACAAAUACCAGGUGUACGACACAGAGGAGCAGUCCCUGCAGCUGCAGAGCCCCGGGCCAGCUCAGGUGUGGGUGCAGGCCAGGGACUGCUGCUACCUGUCCUCCUGGAGCGACUGGUCCUCCAUGUGCAGGUAA
Sturnus vulgaris (Common starling) is the source of this 945-nucleotide messenger RNA. RefSeq names its product interleukin 12B (gene IL12B). The record is from RefSeq and is a predicted model, not a curated record. Lineage: Eukaryota; Metazoa; Chordata; Aves; Passeriformes; Sturnidae. Gene Ontology annotation, molecular function: protein binding.